Messenger RNA from Gossypium raimondii (Peruvian cotton), 2105 nucleotides. Its product is annotated as probable sulfate transporter 3.4. The transcript has 13 exons. Gene Ontology annotation, cellular component: membrane. Gene Ontology annotation, molecular function: secondary active sulfate transmembrane transporter activity. Gene Ontology annotation, biological process: transmembrane transport. The record is from RefSeq and is a predicted model, not a curated record. NCBI's taxonomy places the organism in Eukaryota, Viridiplantae, Streptophyta, Magnoliopsida, Malvales, Malvaceae. The coding region runs from base 89 to 1966 and encodes 625 amino acids.
CUCAGACAGGGUUGAAUAUGUGUGUAGGUAUGGUGGAAAUGGAACAACAACAAGUGGUGUAAAUGUGUCAAUAGCAGCAGAGGUAACAAUGGAGAUACACAGCGUUUGCCUGCCGCCAAAGGAAUCCACUUUCCAGAAGCUAAAACACAGGUUAUCCGAGAUAUUUUUCCCUGAUGAUCCUCUCUACAGAUUCAAGGACCAAACAUGGUGUAAGAAACUGGUUUUGGGACUUCAGUUUCUGUUCCCAAUAUUACAGUGGGGAUCUCACUAUGAUCUCAACCUCUUUAAGUCUGAUGUCGUUUCGGGUCUCACCAUUGCUAGCCUUGCCAUCCCACAGGGAAUCAGUUAUGCACAACUAGCGAAUUUGCCUCCUAUUAUUGGACUAUAUUCAAGCUUUGUUCCUCCAUUGAUGUAUUCAUUGCUGGGGAGUUCUAGACACCUUGCAGUGGGUCCAGUGUCCAUUGCUUCCUUGGUGAUGGGUACAAUGUUAAGUGAAAAGGUGUCCCCUGUUCAACACCCUACUCUUUACCUUAAGUUGGCCUUCACUGCCACCUUCUUCGCUGGUUUAUUUCAGGCAUCUUUGGGCUUUCUAAGGUUAGGGCUUGUGAUAGAUUUUCUGUCCAAGGCAACCCUUGUUGGAUUCAUGGCUGGUGCUGCAAUCAUUGUAUCAUUACAGCAGCUCAAGGGAUUGCUGGGAAUCGUUCAUUUCACUACCAAAAUGCAAUUGAUUCCCGUUUUGACCUCUGUAUUUCAUCAUACAAAAGAGUGGUCUUGGGAAACUAUUGUAAUGGGAUUCAGCUUCCUCUUAUUACUCUUGACCACAAGGCAUAUUAGCAUGAAGAAGCCAAAGCUUUUUUGGAUAUCAGCAGCCGCCCCAUUAACAUCAGUGAUUCUCUCAACUCUUUUGGUCUUCCUCAUUAAAUCCAAAGUUCAUGGAAUCUCAAUUAUUGGGCACUUGCAGAAGGGUUUGAAUCCAACUUCAACCAACAUGUUGUACUUUAAUGGCCAAUAUCUGGCUUUAGCCAUCAAAACUGGCAUUGUCACUGGGAUCCUAUCCCUCACUGAAGGGAUUGCUGUGGGAAGGACAUUUGCAUCUCUAAAGAACUACCAAGUGGAUGGAAACAAAGAAAUGAUGGCUAUCGGUCUCAUGAACAUGGCUAGUUCUUGCACUUCAUGUUAUGUAACAACAGGAUCAUUUUCUCGAUCAGCAGUAAAUUACAACGCGGGGGCACAAACGGCGGUCUCGAACAUUGUAUUAGCUGGGACAGUGCUGGUGACAUUGCUGUUUCUGAUGCCACUGUUUUAUUACACCCCGAAUGUGAUAUUAGCAGCCAUCAUCAUAACGGCAGUGAUAGGGCUUAUUGAUUAUAAGGCAGCUUACAAGCUGUGGAAUGUUGACAAACUGGAUUUCUUGGCUUGUAUUUGUUCCUUCUUUGGUGUUCUUUUCAUUUCGGUUCCUCUGGGACUGGGCAUUGCAGUGGGAGUGUCAGUAUUCAAGAUCCUGUUGCAUGUAACCAGGCCAAACACUCUAGUGUUGGGGAACAUUCCUGCAACACAAAUCUACCAAAGCCUCAACCGAUACAAAGAAGCUUCAAGGGUUCCUUCAUUUCUCAUACUUGCCAUUGAAUCCCCAAUUUACUUUGCAAAUUCAACUUAUCUGCAAGAAAGGCUGUUAAGAUGGGUUCAAGAGGAGGAAGAACGUAUUAAGGCAAACCAUGAAAGCACUUUGAAAUGCAUCAUUAUUGACAUGACUUCUGUGACAGCCAUAGAUACAAGUGGAAUCGACAUGGUAUGUGAACUAAAGAAGAUGCUGGAGAAAAGAUCACUAGUGCUUGUUUUGGUAAAUCCUGUGGGAAGCGUGAUGGAGAAGAUGCAUCGAUCAAAUAUCCUGGGAACAAAUUCAUUGUUUCUCACUGUUGGGGAAGCUGUGGCAGACAUUUCAGCUUCAUGGAAGCCUCAGCCAUGAAUGAAGGGGCAAAAGAAAAUGUGUUUUUUUCUUCUUUUAAUUUACCCUUUUUUUAGUUAUCAAGAAAUACAAAUCAAUUAAACAUUUUGUUUUUGGUUUAAUGGAUAAAUCAAAGUUAUGUUCGUCCCCUUACUGACAA